AAGGCAAAGAAAAAAAAAAGAAAAAAAGAACGCAAUACUGUAAAAGUAACACGCAACCAAUCCAAAAACAAAGAUAGUAGCAAUAAAAUAAUAGAAACAAUUAUCAAAAGAAACUGUGGGUGCCAGACUUUAAUACAUUCUCUCCCGCCAUUACCCAAAUCUGUGUCUCCGUCUGUCCCUGUUUUUUCUUUCCCUCUCCAAAUCUCCGAUUUUUCUUUUAUAAUUUCUGUUGCCGCUGAAAGCGCCGGAAUGGACCUGCCGGUGAUCGAUCUGACCGAUUACUUGGCGGCAACGGCGGCGGAGGAAUUUGACAGCCAGCUCCGAGACGGCCGACUCAGUAAGCUUUGCGGCGAGGUGAGUCGAACACUGAGGGAGACCGGAGCUCUGCUGGUGAAAGACCCCAGGUGCUCCGUCGAAGACAACGAUCGUUUUCUUGAUAUGAUGGAGAAGUACUUUGAGUGCCCCUCCGGCUUCAAGCUCCUCCAGGAGAGGCCCCACUUGCAUUACCAGGUUGGGGUGACACCAGAAGGUGUGGAAGUUCCAAGAAGCCUGGUUGAUGAAGAAAUGCAAGAGAAGGUAAACGCAAUGCCUGAACAGUUCCGGCCAGCCCUACCCAAGGGUCCAGAUUGCAAGUGGCGGUACAUGUGGAGAGUGGGUCCACGACCGUCAAACACCCGCUUUAAGGAACUAAAUUCAGAGCCUGUGAUACCAGAGGGUUUUCCCGAAUGGAAAGAAACGAUGGACUCCUGGGGGUACAAAAUGAUAUCAGCUAUAGAGGCUGUUGCUGAAAUGGCAGCCAUUGGCUUUGGUUUGCCAAAGGAUGCAUUCACUUCGCUAAUGAAGCAGGGACCACAUCUUUUAGCUCCAACAGGAAGUGACCUUCAGCGUUAUGGCAAGGAGGGAACAGUAUUUGCAGGAUAUCACUAUGACCUGAACUUUCUAACGAUUCAUGGAAGAAGCAGAUUCCCUGGUUUGAAUAUUUGGCUAAGAAAUGGGCAAAAGGCUGAGGUGAAGGUUCCUGUUGGGUGUCUUCUCAUUCAGACAGGAAAGCAGAUAGAAUGGUUGACUGCAGGUGAUUGUAUAGCUGGAAUGCAUGAAGUUGUUGUGACAAACAGGACGAUUGAUGCUAUCCAGCUAGCGGCAGAACAAAACCGCAGCCUGUGGAGAGUAUCUUCAACUUUGUUUGCGCACAUUGCAUCCGAUGCUGUGUUAAAGCCCUUAGGCCACUUUGCAGAAUCCCCACUCGCCAGCAAAUAUCCUCCCAUCUGUGCAGGAGAAUUUGUCGAACAAGAGCUUGCAGUGAUAAAUCUGAAAGGAAACAAAGGAGAACCUUGAUAACUUGUAAUCAUAUAAAAUUAUGUGAUUGUCCUCGUCAAAGACUCCUUUGGUCAAAGAUUUGAACAGCAUUUCUGAGGUUCUUGCAAUGAGCAAUGAAAUGUAAUAAAGAAUCUGUACUUUUCUAA
This is a messenger RNA of Ziziphus jujuba (common jujube), 1463 nucleotides long. RefSeq lists its product as uncharacterized. NCBI's taxonomy places the organism in Eukaryota, Viridiplantae, Streptophyta, Magnoliopsida, Rosales, Rhamnaceae. The record is from RefSeq and is a predicted model, not a curated record. The transcript has 7 exons. The coding region runs from base 250 to 1335 and encodes 361 amino acids.